This is a messenger RNA of Bradysia coprophila, 1005 nucleotides long. RefSeq lists its product as uncharacterized. Lineage: Eukaryota; Metazoa; Arthropoda; Insecta; Diptera; Sciaridae. The record is from RefSeq and is a predicted model, not a curated record.
UUUUCGUUGUAUAUGGUGGACAUUUGACAUUCAUCAUUUUUCACUAGCCGCUCACUGAGAGUGUAAUUGUUGCUACCUUCACUAUGUCGAACGUCAACUUGUGUAACGAACAUAAUUUUUGAUUUUAUUUUAUUUUCAAUUUUAUUUGCUUCCAAAUUUUAUUUUCAAUAAAAGUAACGUCGGAAAUCAAACGAUAGGUAAAAUAAUUAAGUCGGAAACCGUUGUAUUUUCUGUUGAAUAUAAUAAUUUCCACAAAUUUAGGAUGCCGAUUUAUUGUUUUGUUCCCGAAUGCAAAACGAUUGGAACCAAAGGAUUUCAUCGUUUUCCGGCUGAUUCAGAGUUGAGAGAGACAUGGAUGGAAAAGACAAACACGCUUCACCUAAACCCAACAAAAAAUCACAAAAUCUGCCAUAAACAUUUUAAAGAAACGGACUUAAUUACUGACUGGAAUGGUAAAGAGCAACUGGCGCCGAAUGCUAUCCCCAGUUUGUUUUUGCCGCAGUCAUCAGCAUUGUAUUCGGAUCACGAUUAUUAUUCGAUUGGUCCUAUUCCAAGUACGACGAGAAAGCGUCUAAAUCGGCUAAAAAAUUCAGCACAAGGAGCUAUCGUCUCGGAUGACAACGUUGGGAAUGAGGUUGAAGUUGUUGUGGGUCGAGAAGAAACAAGUAAGGAUUUGGGUCUCUUUGGUAAGACUGGAGCAGAAGAUACAAUUGACUUGGGUCCUUACAUAAAUGCUGACUACAUAUUGUCAUUGGAGGAACAAUUACGUCGUAAAUCUGAGUUUUUGAUGCGAAUAAUCUGAAAUGGAUGGUAUGAUCUGGACGAAAUGAAGUUAUUGAGCUCGAAACGUUGAACGUUCAGCACGAACCGGAAUGCCGAAUAAACGAAGUGUGGCUGCUAACAUUAAUGAUCUAGACGGAAAAUCAUUUAUGCGAUUAAUAAUUGGAUUUAGUAAUAGUACCUUACGCGUCUAUGUGAAAGUUUGGUUAUCUUUGUGGACAAGGU